AAGCACAUUAAAGCCACGUGCGUGGGAGAGCGGGGUUAGUGAGUUUUUACUGAACCUGGAUGAACUCAUCCUUCUUUGCUAAACUUGCACUACUUUCAAAACACGUAUCAGCACACUGCGCAUUGAUACAGGGCUAAGUGCAGUAUUCGCGUGCGUGUGUUGGGACAGAGAUGAACGCAGAGGUGGAUUACGGAGGCUCCGGGAGCAGCGGGAACGGAAAGCUGCGCCAGUGGCUCAUCGAGCAGGUGGACUCCGGCAAAUAUCCCGGGCUGGUGUGGGAGAACGAGGAGAAGAACAUCUUCAGGAUACCGUGGAAACACGCCGGGAAACAGGACUACAACCGUGAUGAGGAUGCCGCGCUUUUCAAGGCCUGGGCGCUGUUUAAAGGCAAGUUUCGGGAGGGGAUCGACAAGGCCGACCCGCCGACCUGGAAGACUCGCCUCCGCUGCGCCCUCAACAAGAGCAAUGACUUCGAGGAGCUGGUGGAGAGGAGCCAACUGGACAUCUCAGACCCGUACAAAGUCUACCGCGUCAUCCCUGAGGGCGCCAAGAAAAGACCCCGACAGGAUGACAGUCCUCUGAGUCCAAUGAGCUAUCAGGUGCACUCCCCCUAUCCUGCACUGCAGACUCAGAUGCCACAGUACGUGCCCACACCAGAGUGUGGCUGGAGAGAUUACUGUCAGGAACAGGCCGCCCUGCCUGAGCUGCCCUACAGUCAGUGUCCCUGUCCCCCCCGCAGCCUGCCAUGGCAGGGCCCGUCCAUGGAGAACGGGUACCAGCUCAGAGCCUCCAUUUACUCGUACGGUCCUGCUGACAGCCAGCCCUCGCCUUUCUCACUGGACGCCAGCAUCAGAUCAGCGGAGGCGCUCUCAGACUUCCGCCUGCAUGUGUCUGUAUAUUUCCGGGAUACUCUAGUGAGGGAGGUGACCACCUCCAGUCUGGAGGGGUGCCACAUCACCCCAGAAGAGAAGCACUACCUGCCGCCCGCAGGCCCCGAGGUGAUCCCCCUGCCUGUGGACAGUCUGUCAGCCCAAAGGGGGUCAGAGGAGUGUCCCCCGAGUCCGCCGUCCAGCCUGGAGAGGGGAGUGUUACUGUGGAUGGGCCAAGACGGACUGUACGCUCGGCGGCUGUGUCAGGGCCGAGUGUACUGGCAGGGAGGACUGCCCCAGUACGGGGACAAGCUCGACAAACUGGAGAGAGAGGUCACCUGUAAACUCCUCCACACACAGGACUACCUGACAGAGAUCCAGAGCUGUGGGCUCCACGGCCGGCCGCUGCCUCGCUUCCAGGUCGUGCUUCAUUUUGGGGAUGAGUGUCUGGACCCGCAGCGACAGAGACGCACCCUCACAGUCCAGGUGGAGCCGCUGUUUGCCAGGCAGCUCCAGUACUACGCCCAGCAGAUGGGCAGCCACUACUACCGCAGCUACGAGCACCCGGGGGUCACGGAGCACCUAAGCACCUCUGAGGACUACCAGCGGACCAUCGCACACCACCACAGCAGCAGCCUGCAGGAGUGAUCUCAGAAGGUUCAAGUGACUGUUGAAAACUUCAAGAUGCAGCAGUGACCUUUGACCCAGGAGACGGGAGGACAAUGUAUUAUACAGAAAAAUGAUGGACAAAAGUUACAGUAACUGUUUGUGUGCCUGUGUGUGUGUGUGUGUGUGAGUGUGUGUGUGGCAGGAACAAAAGUUGCAGUGUUAUUUCUUUUCUCACCUUACUUUAUUAUUACGACAACAUGAAUAUUUUUCAUUUCAUUCUUACUAUGCAACGAAAACUGACAGCUUAGGUGAUUGUACUGUAGGAAACUGUGUGGUGAAUUUUAGAUCCUGAAAGUGCUCAUAUUAUGUUUUUUUCCCGUUUUCCCUUAUCUUUAUUGUGUUAUAUAUGUGUUAUAUACAUAUUUUUUGUGCACGUUAUAGGUUUACAAAGUGAAAAAGCCCAAAGUCCCCCCCCUAAAGGGACUUAUCAUCUCCAACAGAAAA
Molecule: messenger RNA, 1982 nt
Organism: Etheostoma cragini (Arkansas darter)
Lineage: Eukaryota; Metazoa; Chordata; Actinopteri; Perciformes; Percidae
Product: interferon regulatory factor 4-like
Exons: 8
Coding region: 171-1517 (448 amino acids)
Biological process (GO): regulation of transcription by RNA polymerase II; immune system process
Cellular component (GO): nucleus
Molecular function (GO): DNA-binding transcription factor activity, RNA polymerase II-specific; RNA polymerase II cis-regulatory region sequence-specific DNA binding; protein binding
Source: RefSeq, a predicted model, not a curated record